GUGUGGCAUAUUUAGAAGCUAAACCCUACUAGAGGAGGCUUCAAACCCACAUUAUCACGCUUCAGCCAUGAAUGGGUACUUGAAUGAGUCCAACUUCAUGAUGGUGGAGGAGGGCUUCACCACCAGAGACCUCCUGGAGAACCUGCUUGUGGAGCUGUGCCAGGAGGGUGACCAGCAAGCCUUCUUCGUGGCAGACCUGGGGGACAUCGUGAAGAAACACCUGCAGUUCCUGAAGGCCUUACCCCGUGUGAAACCGUUCUUCCCGGUUAAGUGCAACGGCAGCGAUGGAGUGAUUCGGCUGCUGGCAGAGCUGGGGACAGGCUUUGCCUGCACCAACAAGGCAGAGAUUGCACGGGUUCAGAGCAUUGGAGUCCCACCUGACAAGAUCUUCUACAGCAGCCCCUGCAAGCAGGUUGCCCACAUCAAGUAUGCAGCCAGCCACGGGGUGCAGCUGAUGACCUUCGACAACGAGGUGGAGCUGAGCAAGGUGGCCAGGAGCCACCCUCGGGCCCGGAUGUUGUUGGGUAUUGCUGCUGACUCCAACCCUUCUGCCCAUCCGAGUAUGAUGUUUGGGACCACGCUCAAGUCCUGCAGGCAUCUGCUGGAGACAGCGAAGGAGCAGGCUGUGGAGGUGGUCGGCAUCAGCUUCCACCUCGGGAGCCGUGGCCUGGAGCCUCAGGCCUUCGCUCAGGCCGUGGCUGCAGCACAACUGGCCUUUGACAUGGGCACGGAGCUGGGCUUCCAGAUGCACCUCCUGGACAUCGGAGGGGGAUUCCCUGGCACCGAGGACACCAGAGCCCGGUUCAAGGAGAUGGCUGCUGUGAUGAACUCUGCCUUGGACUUGUACUUCCCGGAGGGCCACGGGGUGGAGAUCGUGGCGAGACCCGGGCGAUACUAUGUCACCUCUGCCUUCACCCUCGCUGCCACCAUCACUGCCAGGGAAGAGGUCCCCAUGGAGCAGCCUGGCUCUGAAAAGGAAGACUCUGCCAACAAGAAGAGCCUUGUGUAUCACCUCAGCGAUGGCAUCUACGGCGCCUUCAGCUGCCUCCUGUUUGACACCCCCUGCCCCACACCUCAGCUGCCCAAGAGACCCUGCCCCGACCACCCCUCACACAGCAGCAGCCUCCGGGGCCCCCUUGGCCACGCAGACGACCGCCUGGCCGACGGCCUGGACCUGCCCCAGCUGCAGACUGGGGACUGGCUCAUUUUUGAGGACAUGGGUGCCUACACCAUCACCACGUCCCCCCCAGGGGCUCCCCAGCCGCACAUCACCUAUGCCAUGUCCCGCAUGGCCUGGAAAGCUGUCCAGCUCUUUCUUGGGAAGCCACCACAACCAGAAGAUGACCAUGAAAGUAUCUGCACCCCAUUGUCCUGCGGCUGGGAGAUGGCAGAGUCACUCUGUGUCACCCCAGUCUUCGCUCCAGCCGGGAUCAUCUGAGCA
Messenger RNA from Nestor notabilis (Kea), 1441 nucleotides. It is a transcript of the gene AZIN2, whose product is annotated as antizyme inhibitor 2. The transcript is spliced from 9 exons. Lineage: Eukaryota; Metazoa; Chordata; Aves; Psittaciformes; Psittacidae. The coding region runs from base 68 to 1438 and encodes 456 amino acids. Gene Ontology annotation, molecular function: catalytic activity. Gene Ontology annotation, cellular component: cytoplasm. The record is from RefSeq and is a predicted model, not a curated record.